CUGCGAGUGACGGAGCCGAACUUCGACACCGAAGAUAGAAGUUUUACCGAAUUUGUACUGGCACAUUUAAAGGACAAGAUCAAGGACAUGAGGAUCAAGGCGUGGCUUACUCUUGGCAAGUCGGACGAAGAAGUGAUGAAAGUUCUGGGGAUCAAGCAGGGCUUGACCAGAGCUCAGCUCAAGGCCCACCCUAAGUUCAGGAUAUUCCAAAGGUUUCAGGUCAAGAAGUGGCUCAAGGAGGGGGCUUCCACGUCCAAGGUCUGGGACGAUCUCGGCCUCAAGAAUCUCCGAGGGAGAAUCAGUGAGGCUGACGGGUACGAAACCUAUGUACACCUCGUGUGGGCGCUGGGUGACAAGGUGACCAAGUUC
Messenger RNA from Phytophthora sojae, 369 nucleotides. RefSeq lists its product as hypothetical. NCBI's taxonomy places the organism in Eukaryota, Oomycota, Peronosporomycetes, Peronosporales, Peronosporaceae. The transcript has a single exon. The record is from RefSeq and is a predicted model, not a curated record. The annotation marks the transcript as partial.